Messenger RNA from Plasmodium vivax (malaria parasite P. vivax), 1468 nucleotides. RefSeq names its product RNA-binding protein, putative. The transcript is spliced from 4 exons. Gene Ontology annotation, cellular component: precatalytic spliceosome; catalytic step 2 spliceosome; U2 snRNP. Gene Ontology annotation, biological process: mRNA splicing, via spliceosome. Gene Ontology annotation, molecular function: RNA binding. Lineage: Eukaryota; Apicomplexa; Aconoidasida; Haemosporida; Plasmodiidae. The coding region runs from base 569 to 1468 and encodes 299 amino acids. The record is from RefSeq and is a predicted model, not a curated record.
AAAAAAUUCGCGUACUGCAAGAAAAGGCGGCAGAGUGAUGCGCCACACGAGUAUCACAUUUUUGCGAUUUGCAACAACACGUGAAUAAGGGCAUAUGCCAUUUUUAAGAAUAUACAUUUUUUUCCGGUGAGAACAUUUUGAGGGGAGCGUCCACCCAGAGGAGCGCAUCCCCCACGAGCAUGGCAGGUACAAGUACAUGUACAAGUACACGUUUAUGCAAACGUACUCCUUCACGCUUGGGCGGAGGCCACCUGUCUCGAGGGCGACUCUAAUAUUUUUUAUUUCCUCCAACCAGUGAGGAAGCUCCAUUUGGAAGGCACCCACACCCCUCACACGCUCGCCCUUUCCCCGUUCAUCCGUACCGUUAAAAGAAGCAAAAAAAGGAGCAAAAAAAUGACAUACAUGUUACAGUGUCUAUGCACACAUCUGCAGCUGUGAUGGAAUGCCGCUGGGCAAAUGCCAACGGAUUAGCGUCAUCACAGCCUGAGGUGCGCAUGUCCCAUUAGCGCAGUUAACAACAGGGAGGAACAAACGGAGAAGCAGCAAAGAACCGAAGGGCCGCGCAAAAAUGGGCAUAUUCGAUAAAAUACGGAGCGUCGAAAAAUUGAACGAAGCGGAGCUGAAGAACAUUGGAAGCGAGCAAACCUCAUGGCACGACCAGUAUAAGGACUCCAGUUACAUCUACAUAGGCAACCUGGACAGCAGACUAACCGAAGGAGACAUCGUUAUCGUAUUUUCGCAGUUUGGCGAACCGAUAGACGUUAACCUGGUGCGCGACAAGGAGACAGGAAAAUCCAAGGGGUACUGCUUCCUAUCCUACGAGGACCAGCGCAGCACAGUGCUAGCGGUGGACAACUUUAACGGAUACAAGCUGCUGGACCGGCCCCUAGUGGUUGACCACAUUUUAAAUUACAGGCUCCCCCAGAAAUACGCCAACGACGAUGGACAAAACGAAUACAAACCCACCGGCGCUGAGGGACAAGGAAUCGGCGUGUACAACGUCAUAGAGAGCGAAAUAAAUUUAACCAAAACGUUCGAUAAAAUACGGAAUAAACAGAAUGAGGAAAAACGGAAGAAACUGAUGGAUGAAGACGAAUUGUGGGCCCUCAACUUUGAAAAAUCGUUAAACAAAAGGGAUGGCAAGGGAGAAAAGGAGAAUGAAGAUCGGCGGUCCACUUCGUCCCACAACGUUGCAGAAAAAAGGAAGAGACGCCAUGGAGAGAGAUCCACGUCGCCAAAAAGGCACAAACGGAGGGAUAGAAAACAUGACGAUGAUAUGACCCACGUACGUGACAAGCAUAAGUCUCACCGCAGCAAAGGGGGAGAAUCUCGCAAGCGUGAGCGGCGCACACAUAACAGCGGCAGCAGGGGGCGAAGCAACGGGCACAGCAGCAGGCAUAGCAGUAGACGUAGCAGCAGGCGUAGCAGCGGACGCGGUGAUAGGAGAAAGGGAAAAAGGCGACAUUAA